CUACUUUAUAGGCAUGGGUGUUGAUGACACAACAGAUAUCUUCAACUCCAAUCUGCAGAUUAUUCAAGUGCAGGACAAAGACGUUCACGAAGACUUUGAGGAUAUCUACGACCAUAACAUAGCAAUGCUGACGUUGGUCAGCGAUGUGACCCUCAGAGCCUCGGCCCAGGUCGUCAAGCUGGCAAAUCUCUUUGAGGGUGGUCCGGGUUCAACUUGUACUGUGACAGGCAAUGGAAUUGAUGAGGGAGGUUCAAAAACAACCAAGUUGCAAGUAGCGACGCUCUCCACCGUGGGCCUUCUCAGCUGUAUCAUUACCUGGUACAGGCGCUCCGAGGAAUUUAAAGUCAACAAAAGAGAAGUCUGCGCUGUUAGUGAGACCGCAACGCCUUGCACCGGAGACAACGGGGGUCCUUUGGUCUGCAAGAGACCCCUGGGGGCCUGA
Messenger RNA from Aplysia californica (California sea hare), 442 nucleotides. Its product is annotated as trypsin iota. Gene Ontology annotation, biological process: proteolysis. Bases 14 to 442 code for a protein of 142 amino acids. Gene Ontology annotation, molecular function: serine-type endopeptidase activity. The transcript has 4 exons. NCBI's taxonomy places the organism in Eukaryota, Metazoa, Mollusca, Gastropoda, Aplysiida, Aplysiidae. The record is from RefSeq and is a predicted model, not a curated record.